Molecule: messenger RNA, 1110 nt
Organism: Mollisia scopiformis
Lineage: Eukaryota; Fungi; Ascomycota; Leotiomycetes; Helotiales; Mollisiaceae
Product: DnaJ-domain-containing protein
Exons: 2
Coding region: 1-1110 (369 amino acids)
Biological process (GO): protein refolding
Cellular component (GO): cytoplasm
Source: RefSeq, a predicted model, not a curated record
AUGCCUCAAGCCACUGCUACUAGCGAUUACUAUGCAAUCCUCGAAAUUGACCAAAAUGCGACUCCAGACGAAAUCACCAAAUCGUACAAACGGCUGGCCUUACUGCGCCAUCCUGAUCGGAACACAACGCACAACUCUACGAAAGCUUUCCAACUUUUGGGUGAGGCGUAUGAGACAUUGAAAGACGAAAGCAAACGGCGAGAUUACGAUUCCACUUACGCACAAAUCAAAACGACUAGAUCUUCACAACCCAACACCACAGAAAGACGUCGCACGUCAAGUACCACCAACUCAAAUCCAAAUGACACAAAAACCGACAUUGCGAGGAUUGCAGCAAUAGUGAGGGCAAAGCAAGAACGUUUCGCGGGCUGGUCACAAACGCAGACAAUAUUCAAUGAAAAGAUAUUCGAGCUGAAGAGAGAUAUAAUAGAUCUGCAAAGCGCCAUUCAAGGCUUCGAGGACACUGAGACUGCAGAGCGCGCCAAAGAUGAAGGUACCAAAAGAUGGCCAGCACGGAUCUUUUCUCAUCGAUCCCGGAAAUCCGUCCAAGCACAAGAAAAGAAGGAACAAAAGGAACGAGAUCGAUUACAGAGAUUGCAUAGCAAGACUCUCAGAGAAAUAGAGCUGAAGAAGAAGUGGUCAGAAAUACGAGAUCACGAAACCCUGUUUGAAACCAAGCGCCAGGAGUUCUAUGAUGCGAACAAGGCGGAUGAUAUCAUCAAGUCUGCGAUCGAACAGGUGAUGCGCAUCAAACAACAGAUACACCAGCAAGCGGAACGAUACGAGAAGGAAAAAGCGGCACGAGAAGAAGCACAAAGGGAUAGGGAUGAGCAAUUUGAGCAGGGGCAGAGGGAGGCAGCAAGAGAGAAGGCCGAGCGAGAAGAAAUGAAGAUGCGGAGGGAGGAACUGGCAGAAGCAAUCGAGAAGCUACGAGUGGAAGAAGCCCUAAAGCUUGCCGAAGAAAAUCGCAAGAGAAAUGAGUUGCAACAGAAACAGGAAGCGAAACGACGAAAGAAGGAGCAAGCGGCAGAACAACAGAGACGAGAGAAUGCGGAAAAAGCCGCUGAACAAGCUUUGGAGGACUAUAGAGUAGGGCAGACAGCGGUCUAA